CGAAUAACUAUUUUCAAUCUCACUAAAGCUUAGCCUACCCCAUCGCCUCUGAUGAGUUGAGUAUUGACUGCUCGCAUUGCAGCCGGAGUAGAUGAGUAACGGAGGCGGCGGCGGAAGGGACUUCCAGGCCGCUCCUAUUGCUCCGUAUAGCUUGAAUGAGAUCUGGCCGUUCGCAAUCAAUGCCGCCGCCCCGGCGGCGUAUGGGUUGGGGAUACCCGCGAAUGUGAGUCGAGAGCACUGUGCGCCGUUGAGUGAUCCGCUGUUUUCGGACCAGACAGUGAAACAGAACAGCAGCAGAGCUAGGAAGCCACGCGAGGAUGACGAAUCAGCUAAGGGAGUUUCCACCAGCGGCAAUGGCUUGAAUGAAAGUGAUACUAAGCGACUGAAGACAGUAUGUUCAAAUGAUAACCCUGAGUCUAAAGUCAAUGGAGAAGGGACUUCUGGAAAGCCAUUAGAACAACCUGCAAAGCCCCCCGAAGCGCCCAAGGAUUACAUUCAUGUUCGUGCACGGAGGGGUCAAGCAACUGAUAGUCAUAGCUUGGCAGAAAGGGCCAGGAGAGAAAAGAUCAGUGGAAGAAUGAAAAUUCUUCAAGACAUAGUCCCUGGUUGCAACAAGGUUAUCGGCAAAGCACUGGUCCUUGAUGAGAUUAUUAAUUAUAUCCAAUCAUUACAACGUCAAGUUGAGUUUUUGUCAAUGAAGCUUGAAGCAGUUAAUUCAACAAUUAACCCCGGAAUUGAAGGAUUUCCAUCAAAAGAUUUUCCUGCACAUACCUUUGAUGCAUCUACUAUAGUGUUUGGUUCACAAGCUACUCGAGACUAUCAUCCGGGAGCUUCACCAGAUUGGCUGCACAUGCAAACUGGUGGUGGAUCUGAAAGAACCGCAUGAGUAAAUAGACAAAUGAGGAUCUGGUGCUUCUUUCGCCCUAUGUCCCUCUUCGUUCGGCAAUACUACAUGUGUCUAUUGGUUCACAGAUGGAGAAAGAGUAGUUCUGAUGUUUUUCGCAUACCCUUAGCAUGCUUCUUCAUGCUUUGUAACUUACUGCACAAAAAGAUCAUUAAAUGAAAUUUCU
Molecule: messenger RNA, 1070 nt
Organism: Cuscuta europaea
Lineage: Eukaryota; Viridiplantae; Streptophyta; Magnoliopsida; Solanales; Convolvulaceae
Source: the annotation of a GenBank genome assembly